Xiphias gladius (swordfish) is the source of this 2799-nucleotide messenger RNA. RefSeq names its product 7-alpha-hydroxycholest-4-en-3-one 12-alpha-hydroxylase-like. The transcript has a single exon. The record is from RefSeq and is a predicted model, not a curated record. Bases 162 to 1697 code for a protein of 511 amino acids. Lineage: Eukaryota; Metazoa; Chordata; Actinopteri; Istiophoriformes; Xiphiidae. Gene Ontology annotation, molecular function: sterol 12-alpha-hydroxylase activity; iron ion binding; heme binding.
UAUGUAUAUUUAUGAGAUUAAUUAUUAUCUAAUGCUCACAGAAAAUUGUGUCAUUCCCGGGGUGGUAAAACUGGUCCCCUGAGCAAAGGUAGGAGUAAAUCUUUAUUUAUAAAGCAGAACCUUCACUACAAAUCACUCUUUGGCUGCAAGAGAAAUCAGUCAUGACUUUGUUGCUAGCGAUCCUUUUUGGUUUUCUUGCCUGUUUCACUGGAGGCCUGUACCUUUUUGGGGUGUUUCGACAGCAGCAACCAGGAGAACCACCUUUGGAUAAGGGGCUCAUCCCUUGGCUGGGUCAUAUCUUAGAGUAUCGCAAGGACACAGUUAAGUUUCUAAAGAGGAUGAAGCAAAAGCACGGUGAUGUAUUCACGGUACAACUGGGAGGCAAUUACAUCACUUUCAUGCAAGACCCACUAUCAUUGGGGGCAUUUGUUAAGGAGAGUCGAAAAACACUGGACUUCAAUGCGUUUGCCAGGAACCUGGUGCACAGAGUCUUUGGUUACAAAUCUAUGGGGAACGAGCACCCAAUUCUCAUGUCAACCAGCCAAAAACACCUGAGUGGGGCUGGAUUGGAGGUAUUAACCCAAGCCAUGAUGUGUAAUUUGCAGAACAUAAUGAUGCAGAAAUUUGACAAAGAUGCAGACCAAAGGGAAUGGAUGGAAGACGAACUAUUUAUGUACAGCUACAGUGUUCUUUUUAGGGCUGGCUACUUAUCUCUUUUUGGCAAUGCAUCACCCAUGUCUGAAGGAAGUGUAGAGAAAGCCAAAGAGAAAGACAAAGCAGAAUCAAAAGCCUUAUUUCACGAGUUCUGUAAAUAUGACCACCUAUUUCCCAAUCUGGCUUAUGGACUCCUGCCCCGAAGAGAAAAGAUGGAGGCAGAGAAGAUAAAGGAAUUUUUCUGGAAAGCUUUGUCAAUGCAGAAGUUAAAGACCAAGGACAAUAUCAGUGGCUGGGUGUCUGACAUGCAGCGGGCCAGAGAGGAGAUGGGUAUAAAGGAGUCAAUGAUAGACAGGUACAUGCUUGUGCUUCUUUGGGUUUCCCAAGGCAACACAGGGCCUUCUGCAUUUUGGCUGCUCUUCUUCCUCAUGAAGCACCCUGAAGCUAUGACAGCUGUAAAGGGGGAGAUAGAUAAGGUUCUGAAGGAAUCUGGGCAGGAAGUCGUACAUGGUGGCCCUUUGAUCAACCUGACCUGUGACAUGCUGAAGAAAACGCCAAUCCUGGACAGUGCUGUAGAAGAGACCCUCCGACUCAUUUCUGCACCAAUUCUCAUCAGAUCAGUGGUACAAAAUAUGACUCUUAAGAUGGCUGAUGGCUGUGAAUACCAUAUUCGCAAGGGCGAUAAAAUGGCUGUCUUUCCUCAUUCUGCUGUCCACACUGACCCAGAGAUCCACCCUAACCCAGAUUCAUUCAAAUAUGACCGCUUUCUGAACCCAGAUGGGAGUAAAAAAACUGAUUUCUACAAAGCAGGGAAGAGGGUGAAGUAUUACAAUAUGCCAUUUGGUGCCGGGGUUUCCAUGUGUCCUGGGCGGUUCUUUGCCAACAACGAACUGAAACAGUUUAUUUUCCUCAUGUUGGUCUACUUUGAGUUUGAGCUGAAGAAUCCUCAUGAGAAGAUACCCGAUCCUGUCAUCGAUCGAUCGGGCUUUGGAGCACUUCAUCCUAUCAGUGACAUCCAGUUUCGGUACAGAUUCAGAUUUUGAACCUAUGAUCAAAUCAUCUUUCCUUUUCCGGAGAAAAGAUUUUCUGACUUCAACUGUCUCUUUAGUUUUAUAGUUUUGUUUCUUGGAAACAUGAGAUUUCAUGUACUGAAAUGGGGCCGCUUUCAUGCACUCAUGAAACAAAACAACUUAAUCUAUCUGUCUAUAACCUCGCUGGUCAUAACUGACAAUUCUGUCAAAUGUUUCUACAUUUUGUAUAAAUUUUUCAAAUCAUGCAAUAAUCUUCCCAAAUAAUAAUGAUCUCUGGUUACCUUUGGCAAACCCACUGUCACUGCAUUAUGGGUGUAUACCAAUAAUCCCAAAAUAUUGCACUCUUUGGGUUUAUGAUGGAGUAAAUGUGCCAUGUGGUAAUCACAUAAUCUUAGUAAAUUAUAUAGUAACAUAAAUUGCAAAAAUAAUCAUUAAUUCAGCCUUGAAGUUUUUUUCUCCUCAACUCUGUUGUAAUUUUUCUUCAGAACUGUUUGUGGUCUUGUAUUGGAUUGCCAUAUAUUUACAGGUGUUUAGAAUUUUUUCCCACUUCCAUUUAUAUUAAUGGUUGGAAACUAUACUAGAAGCACUCUACAACACACUUGUCAUUUGUGUUUUUUGUGAACUGAAAACUUGUUUAUGUAACAAUUCAUAUUUUGUUUCUCAAGACCAGUUUGAUGAAGUGUUGAGCAUAAUAUGUGGAAUUUUUACCUGGACCAUGGACCAGCUUCAGAUGAAGUCCUGGUCUGGGUGCCAAAAUUGCUGUUUUAAACUUGAGUUAUUGAACCAUGUAUGUAUGAUCUUACUUUAUGUACAGCAUUGUACACUUUAUUUAAUCAAUGCAAAAGCAAUGUAUAAUUUGUCUAAUACCUGCAACACAUGAACACAGUUGCAAGUAUUGGUGCCAACAUUAAUGAACAUAAUGGAAAAGGUCAUGGUUAUCUUGUGUUGGAAGUUUGUCCAAACUGUAAAAACUCUUGCAUAUCAAUCUAACCACCUCACCUGUUCUUUGCUCGACCUGUUUUCUUCUUUUUGCUCACAAAUUAAAGCCAAACUACCAUACAGGCCAGGUAUUUUGUCUUUACUUCAGUAACUGAAUUUUCAGUGUUUUUCAUAA